AUGCACUUCUCACUCCACCUGUCAGCCCUAACCUUACUAGGGAGUCUGCCACUCACACUCGGCGAAAAGGAGACAGAUCUGGGGUACUUAAAGACGACCUCGUUCCCUUCCUGCGAUUCAAGUUACAAACUCGACUGUUUCUGCGAAGCGAAUGCCCAACUUGAGGCUGCAAACGCCAAAGAAAAUCGAAAUGGAUUGAAAUCGGCUUCGGCUUUCACUGCGCCGCAGGUUGAGCUCGCGCCGGAAGUCGAGGAGCUGUGUGCGGAGAAUGGUGUUCCAAAGGAAGAAAUAACAAGGUACCUCUGUGACGAUACCGCGGUCCCCGCAACCCCGCGUAGGGGGAGCACGCCGAUGAUUCGAAUGGGUCAGAAAAAGGCAGAAGAGUCUGAGUCUGAGUCCGAUUGUGGAUCUGCUCAUCACAAGGAACGAGACGAUGAAGAGACGGCGUCAAUCAGGCCAUUAGCCGCAAAGCGCUCCAUCUCUCCCGGCUCAACGAGACUUCUGAUUCCAGAGAACGACUCGCUCGAGAGGGAAGUCGCUGUUGACAAUGACGAUGACGAUGACAAAGAGGAGAAAGAUGAUGAGGACCGUAUGGCCAGCACAAACGCCAUUUAUGAGAUCGUCACAGUCACCGAGACACGCACCGAGUGUUCCUGCGCGGAGACUGCCACGCCAGUUCAUGGCGAUGAGGAGGAUGAAGAAAACAACACACAUAUGAACAUGUCCGGCGCCAUGCAUGGCACGCAAAUCGCGGUUGCGAUCCUGCCGACUCCAUCCCAGAUGAGUGCUGCCCAUGCAGCCCAGUCCGAUAGUGCAUCUACAUCAUCGGUGCGCGUUGCGUCUUCGAACGACCCUGUUCCUACGGGUGUUGAUGCACAGCAGAAGCAUGGAGGGGAUGAGGAUGUUGAUGCGAAGAUGUUUGAAGGUACUGCUUCUGGCGUGGUUGGUGUUUCUAGAGGUGUUGUGCUGGGGCUUUUUGGUGUUGCUGUUGGGUUUGUUCUGCUAUGA
This is a messenger RNA of Aspergillus nidulans FGSC A4, 1008 nucleotides long. RefSeq lists its product as uncharacterized. The transcript has 3 exons. The record is from RefSeq and is a predicted model, not a curated record. Lineage: Eukaryota; Fungi; Ascomycota; Eurotiomycetes; Eurotiales; Aspergillaceae. Bases 1 to 1008 code for a protein of 335 amino acids.